AUGGAAGCUAGCAUCCAACUCAUGCAGGUUAUCCAAGAAAUGCGGGCAGAAAUCAACAGACUACAGAAAGAGAAUCAUGCCCUCCGUGUGAAGCUGACUUCCAGUAGUCAGACAGCCUCUGGAUCAGAGAGAGAAUCAGAAGACAAAAGGGAAGAAGCAGUGUAUGGGCAAUCUCUGGGGGCCCUUCCUGGUGGUAUUCCCACUGGGUCUACACCAGCUGUGCAGGAACAAGGCAAUGUCAUGAUUGUUAGACGCUACUCCAUUUCUCCAUCAGCUCACUCAUAUGCAGCAAGUGACCCCUGGAAAGCUAGAAACAGACUUCCAAACAUCAUUGGAACAUCAUCGGCAAACUCUUCAACUAGAAAUCCAGACAAUGAAGAAAAGACAUUGGCUGCAGAUGCUUACAACAGCAAUGGCUCUAGCCAGAGAGCUUCUUCUGAUCACAAUGUUGUCUGCAGAGCAUCUGUCAACAAAGCAAAUGACCAAGGGGACAAACCCUGCAACCAGCUGCUGGAGGUGACAUCAUGGGUGCGUCCUCCUGGCAGGACUGCAGACCCUCCGUUGUUCGCUUCAAGUUACACUUAG
Molecule: messenger RNA, 585 nt
Organism: Onychomys torridus (southern grasshopper mouse)
Lineage: Eukaryota; Metazoa; Chordata; Mammalia; Rodentia; Cricetidae
Product: putative coiled-coil domain-containing protein 195
Exons: 3
Coding region: 1-585 (194 amino acids)
Source: RefSeq, a predicted model, not a curated record